UUCUUCCACUACCACACCACUCUCUCUCUCUCUCUCCAUUCCCUCUUUCUUUUGUCUCCCUUCCAAAGUGAUAAACAAAGCUCCCAAAGACAAAAUAACAACUGAAGCAAGCUAGCUAGCUCCUACACUUCCUCUCCCACUUCCAAGCUUUCCUCUCCCAGCUUAACUUUCCUAGCUAGCUAAUUCAAUGGAGGAGAUGGGGGAGCUCGGCCACCUUUUCAUGACGGUUUUCCUGUCGGCGGUGUCGGGGAUCGUGGUGAUUCCGGCGAUCACCGACGUCACCAUGGAGGCGCUCUGCCCCGGCGUCGACGAGUGCUCCCUCGCCAUCUACCUCUCCGGUUUCCAACAAGCGGUGAUAGGAUUGGGGACGGUGGUGAUGAUGCCGUUGAUUGGGAAUUUGUCGGACAGAUAUGGGCGCAAAGCUUUGCUCACUUUCCCACUCACCCUCUCCAUCAUUCCUCUUGUAACACUAGCAUACAGCAGAUCAACAGAGUUCUUCUAUGCCUACUACAUUCUCAGAACUCUCACUGCCAUGCUCUCUGAAGGCAGCACCAACUGCCUUGCUCUUGCCUAUGUGGCAGACAACAUCUCAGAAUCCAAAAGGACAUCAGCAUUUGGGAUUCUAGCUGGUGUUGGCUCAUCUGCUUUCGUCUUCGGGACAUUAGCUGCUCGAUUCCUCUCCACCGCUAUGGCGUUCCAGGUCGCAGCAGCUCUGUCCAUGGCUGCAGCUGUGUACAUGAGAGUCUUUCUCAAGGACAAAUUGUCUGAAACAGAACACACAUUGACAAAGCCAAUACUGAAACAAAUAGUGUCACAUGAUGAUGAUGGUGAACAAAGUUGUGUUCUUACUAACAAGGUGGCCUUCAAGGCAUUUCCAUCAGUUGGUGACCUUAUUUCCUUGCUGAGGACCAGUGUGACAUUUUCUCAGGCAGCCAUAGUCACAUUCUUCAACAGUCUUGCUGAAGGUGGACUCCAAGCUGCCAUCAUGUACUACUUGAAGGCGCGGUUUCAGUUCAGCAAGAACCAGUAUGCUGAUCUGAUGCUGAUCAUGGGACUUGCAGGAAUGGUGUCUCAACUGAUCCUGAUGCCACUGCUGGCGCCUUUCGUAGCAGAACAGAAGCUGCUUUCACUUGGCCUGCUAGUAGGCUGUGCAAAUACGGUUGUCCUCAGUGUCGCGUGGGUCGAUUGGGUGAGCUUUUUGCUCCCUUUCUCGUCUCUGAUAUCUGUUCCAUAUGCAACAGCUGUAUUCACUGCAGUUGUGGUUCUUGUAACUCCUUGUCUUCGUAGCAUCGCGUCGAAGCAAGUUGGAUCGAGUGAGCAAGGGAAGGCUCAAGGUUGCCUUUCAGGGAUUGGCUCCAUUGGCAGCAUCAUAGCUCCAUUGCUCUUCACCCCUCUGACGGCCAUGUUCCUGUCUGAGAAACCACCAUUUGACUUCCCUGGAUUCAGCAUUCUCUGCAUUGGCUUCAUGACGAUGAUUGCCUUCAUUCAGAGUCUUAUGAUAACUGCUGAUCAUCGUCAGAUCCCAACUCACAAGAUUGACUGUGGAGACUGUGUGGAGGCCUCUAGUUGUGAUCACUUGAGAUAGAGCUAGCUAGUAGUAGUUUUACAAAAAGUAUGCACAAAAUAGUAGAACACAAAAGAGUGACCAUAAUGUAGCUGAAGUUAGUAAUUAAGGUCACUUGUCAUGUAAAACAUGUUAUCACAUAUAUAUAGGAUGAAUGGUUGCUCUGAGUUUUACAUCCAUAUAGAAAUAUUGUUCCAAAUUAUUAUAUGUUAUUAUAUUUUCAAGUGACGAUCACUAGUUAUUGAACAUAAAAUUGUAAGGGUCAUUAACUAGUUGGUCCCAAUAACUCGAGUUGUUGGUAGAAGGUUAUGAUGGAUCUUGUAUCACUCUCUUACACGCCCCCUCAAACGAAAUCCAACUCAUGAGCUUGAAGUUUGCACAGACCCACCAUACCUUGUGCUUAAAUCAAUUUUUACCUGAGACC
Linum tenue is the source of this 1988-nucleotide messenger RNA. The record is from the annotation of a GenBank genome assembly. NCBI's taxonomy places the organism in Eukaryota, Viridiplantae, Streptophyta, Magnoliopsida, Malpighiales, Linaceae.